UUUGAUUUGUGAUUGGAUGCAUCGACAACAACAUUAUAACGACGACCAAAAGGUUAAAAUUUCAAUGAUCUCAAUUUGGUUGUGUCGAAGACGAUAUUUUUUUAUAGAUUUUUUUUCUUGAAAAUUUCCAUUUCCACUUGUUUGAUUUGUUUUAAUAUUUUUUUUUUUCGGUGGAAAAGGAAUUUGAUUUGAUUUGAUUUUCUUGUUAUACAAAAUGGAAAUGAAUCAUCGUAGACGAUCAUCAAUAUUUCCACAAUAUCUUCGAAGAUCAGAACGUAAAGAUUCAAUAUUUCAAUCAGAAUCGACAAAAAUUCUUUAUCCAUAUACGAUUGAUGAAAAAAGACCCGGUGAUUAUCAAAAAAUUACAAAUGAUGAUCAAAAAUCUACUGCAUUGAAAUUCGGUUGGAUCAAUGGCGUUUAUAUACGUACUGUUCUCAAUAUAUUUGGUGUUAUGUUAUUUCUUCGUAUGGGAUGGAUAACUGGAAAUGCUGGAAUUUUGGGAUCAAUAGGAAUUGUUCUUAUAUCGACAUUAUUAACAUUUUGUACAACAUUAUCAAUGUCGGCAAUAUGUACGAAUGGUGAAAUUGGAACUGGUGGUAUUUAUUAUAUGAUUAGUCGUAGUCUUGGUGCUGAAGCUGGUUCAAUGAUUGGUAUAAUUUUUUCAUUAGCAAAUGCUGUACUUGUUUCAUUGAAUUUGGUCGGUGCAGCUGAAACAACUGUUGAAUUAAUGAAGUCGGCUAAUAUAACGAUUACAAAUAAUAUUGAAAAUGAUACAAGAAUAUAUGGCAUUAUAUUCUUAAUUAUUGUUGCUAUUAUACCAUUGAUUGGAAUGGAUUGGGAAGCUAAAGCCAUGUUUGUCCUAUUAAUCAUACUUAUAGUUGCUAUUGGUAAUUAUUUAAUUGGAACAUUUUUACCACAAACCGAUGUACAGAUUUCAUCGGGAAAUCUUGGAUGGAAACCUGAAAUUUUUAUGCUAAAUCUUUAUGGACAAUAUCAUAAUACAUUGUCCGAAAUAUUUGCUGUAUUUUUUCCAUCAGUUAUUGGUAUAUUUGCUGGUGCUAGUAUGAGUGGUGAUUUACGUGAUCCAAAUGCAGCUAUACCGAAAGGAACAUUUUUGGCAAUCCUGACAACAUCAUCUGUUUAUUCAAUAUUGAUUUUGUUUUUAGGUUUUACCGUAUUACCACAUGCAACUGGAAAUCUGGAUGAUAUGCAAAAUAUUACAUAUCCACCAAAUUUUUCUUGUAUUCAUAGUGAUGAUGGAUGUCCGAAUGGUCUAAUCAAUGAUUAUCAGACAAUGACAUUAAGUGCAGCAUGGGGACCAUUAAUCUAUGCCGGAAUAUAUGCAGCAACUAUAUCCAGUGCACUUGGUUCAUAUGUUUGUGCACCAAGAAUAUUUCAAGCAUUAUGUGAAGAUAAAUUAUUUCCUUAUAUACAUUAUUUUGCUAAAGGUUAUGGUAAAAAUAAUGAUCCAAGACGUGGUUAUGUAUUGACAUUUAUAAUUUCAUUAAUAUUUAUUAUGAUUGGCCAGGUAAAUUCCAUUGCACCGAUUAUAUCAAAUUUUUUUAUGGCAUCAUUUUGCCUUGUUAAUGUAACCUGUUUUCAUGCAUCAUUUGUUGGUUCACCAAGUUUUCGUCCUACAUUUAAAUAUUAUAAUAAAUGGAUAAGUCUUAUAACCGGAUUGAUUUGUGUAGUCAUAAUGUUCUAUCUGGAUUGGAUAUCGGCAAUCAUUACUGUUAUUGUAAUGUGUUUAAUUUAUUUUUAUAUAUCCAAAAAAGGACCUGAUGUCAAUUGGGGAACAUCAACAAAAGGUCAUGUAUAUAAUAAUGCAUUAUUUUCGGCAUUACGUUUAACACAUACAAAAGAUCAUGUUAAAAAUUUUCGUCCAUCAAUCCUAUUAUUAACCGGUAAUCCAAGCGCUCGUAUACCAUUAGUAGAAUUUGCCAAUAAUAUAACAUUACAUCGAAGUUUAUUAAUGAUUGGUCAUAUUGUUGAUUAUGAAAUACCAAAUAAUACAAGAGAAAAAGUUAUUGAAUCACAAUAUGAAUGGAUGUCUAAAAGAAAAAUUAAAGGAUUUUAUCUAUUGCUUGAAGCAUCAUCAUUAACUAAUGGUUCGAAAAUAAUGUCUCAAGUUGCUGGUCUUGGUCUUAAAUUAUCACCGAAUAUUGUCAUGAUGGGAUAUAAAUCAAGCUGGCAUGAUUGUCUGGUCGAAGAUUUACUUGAUUAUUAUAAUGUUAUCAGAACAACACAUGAAAUGUCAUUGGGUAUUAUUAUAUUACGUAUACAGGAAGGUUUAGAUUAUGCAGAUUUUUUUGGUCCAUUACGACAUUCAAUUAUCGAUAUGGAUGAUUUAACAACAAACACAGCUGAUAAUAAUAAUAUUACAAAUACUAAUAGCAAUGGAAAUAUGAAUAUAAAAUUAUUUCAAAUACCGGAAAAAAAUGACGAUGAUGAUGAUGAUGAUGAUGUUGAUAACAAUCCUCAUUGUUUGGAUGAAAAAAUUUCAAAAACAACAAUUUGUUUGGAACGAAGAUUAUCGAAUACAAUUCAAUCAAUACAACAAUCGCAACAACAAAGAAUAUUAGCUAAAAAAAAUUUUGAAAAAAUGAAAAAUCUAAUACCACGUGAUGCAAUCGAAGCAAUCAAUCAAUUUAGUGAUAAACAAAAACCCGGACCAAUCGAUGUUUGGUGGCUAACCGAAGAUGGUGGUCUUACAUUAUUAAUACCAUAUCUAUUGAAUGUUAGCUAUAAAUGGAGUGAUUGUAGUAUGAGAAUAUUUUGUCUUUCGAAAAAUGCUGAUAAUAUUGAAUCGAUUAAACAAAAUAUGAUGGAACUAUUAAAACAACAACGUAUACCAUUCAAAGAAUUGACCAUCAUACCGGAAUCAGAAUUAAAUCCAUCCGAAGAAAGUAAAUCAAUAUUUCGAUCAAUGAUUGAAAAGUUUAUGAAUAAAAAUGAUUCUACAACGACGGCGACAACAACAACAACACGUAAUAUGGCAAAAGUAACAAAAAUUGAUCUAACUAAAUAUGAAACAAUGACGAAUAAAUAUCUUGAUAUUCGUGAUUUAUUAACAUUACAUUCAAAAUCAUCUACAUUGGUUGUCAUGACAUUACCAUUACCACAUCGUGAUAUUGUUGCACCAUUAUAUAUGGCAUGGUUAGAAACAAUAACUAAAGAUAUGCCACCAUUUUUAUUUGUACGUGGACAUAAAAAUGUUCUUUCCUGUGACAAUUAACAUGAUCAUCGAGUUGACGACUUUACUACCAUCUAGUAUCCGAAAUAGAAU
Molecule: messenger RNA, 3286 nt
Organism: Dermatophagoides pteronyssinus (European house dust mite)
Lineage: Eukaryota; Metazoa; Arthropoda; Arachnida; Sarcoptiformes; Pyroglyphidae
Product: solute carrier family 12 member 2-like
Biological process (GO): chloride ion homeostasis; chloride transmembrane transport; potassium ion homeostasis
Cellular component (GO): membrane
Molecular function (GO): sodium:potassium:chloride symporter activity
Source: RefSeq, a predicted model, not a curated record